Molecule: messenger RNA, 837 nt
Organism: Chrysochloris asiatica (Cape golden mole)
Lineage: Eukaryota; Metazoa; Chordata; Mammalia; Afrosoricida; Chrysochloridae
Gene: SPSB1
Product: splA/ryanodine receptor domain and SOCS box containing 1
Exons: 2
Coding region: 16-837 (273 amino acids)
Biological process (GO): proteasome-mediated ubiquitin-dependent protein catabolic process
Cellular component (GO): SCF ubiquitin ligase complex
Molecular function (GO): protein binding
Source: RefSeq, a predicted model, not a curated record
AAACCGGAGGCAAGCAUGGGUCAGAAGGUCACUGGGGGGAUCAAGACAGUGGACAUGCGGGACCCUGCAUACCGACCACUGAAGCAGGAGCUGCAGGGUCUGGACUUCUGCAAGCCCACCCGCCUGGACCUGCUGCUGGACAUGCCCCCGGCAUCCUACGACGUGCAGCUCUUGCACUCCUGGAACAACAAUGACCGGUCACUCAAUGUCUUCGUGAAGGAGGAUGACAAACUCAUCUUCCACCGCCACCCUGUGGCCCAGAGCACGGACGCCAUUCGGGGCAAGGUCGGAUACACUCGGGGGCUGCACGUGUGGCAGAUCACGUGGGCCAUGCGGCAGCGGGGCACCCACGCUGUAGUGGGCGUGGCCACAGCAGAUGCCCCCCUGCACUCCGUGGGAUACACAACACUCGUGGGAAACAACCACGAGUCGUGGGGCUGGGACUUGGGACGGAACCGGCUCUACCACGAUGGCAAGAACCAACCGAGCAAAACGUACCCUGCCUUCCUGGAGCCUGAUGAGACCUUCAUUGUUCCCGACUCCUUCCUGGUGGCCCUGGACAUGGACGAUGGGACUCUGAGCUUCAUUGUGGAUGGACAGUACAUGGGAGUAGCUUUUCGGGGACUCAAGGGCAAAAAACUGUACCCUGUAGUGAGUGCCGUCUGGGGCCACUGUGAGAUCCGCAUGCGCUACUUGAACGGGCUUGAUCCUGAGCCGCUACCACUCAUGGAUCUCUGCCGCCGCUCGGUGCGCCUGGCCCUGGGUAAGGAGCGGCUCGGAGAGAUUCACACGCUGCCACUCCCCGCUGCGCUCAGGGCCUACCUCCUGUACCAAUGA